Scomber scombrus (Atlantic mackerel) is the source of this 2179-nucleotide messenger RNA. RefSeq lists its product as uncharacterized. NCBI's taxonomy places the organism in Eukaryota, Metazoa, Chordata, Actinopteri, Scombriformes, Scombridae. The transcript is spliced from 4 exons. Bases 294 to 1163 code for a protein of 289 amino acids. The record is from RefSeq and is a predicted model, not a curated record. Gene Ontology annotation, molecular function: sequence-specific DNA binding.
CCAACUAUCGAAGAGAAGUGCGCCAUUUUGGCUCAAACAAAGUCAGAAACAUUUCAUCUCAGCUUAAAGUGUUUUUAAAUUAAAUAUUUGAAAUACGAUGCAAAAAAACUCUACAGGACAGCACUGUAGUUUUCCAGGCACUAAUAUUGAGUCCAUAAGUCAUUGUUCUUACGUUUACACCGCGUAAGUAGUUUUGAAAAAAUGAUUCAAAUCCACUGCUGAGCUUAUUUGCCAGCCAAGCUAACUUAACGUUUGCUAAAUUUAGCUUUACUAUUGGUUUGAACUGAGUGCAAAUGGGUGGCUGCUCCGCUCCGAACUGCUCCAACUCCACCAGCAUAGGAAAGCAGCUGUUCAGGUUCCCCAAAGACCCUGUCCGCAAGAAGAAAUGGGUGCUGAACUGUCGACGUGACUUUGAACCAACUCCUCACUCCAGACUCUGUCAGGACCAUUUUGAGCAGAGCCAGUUUGAGGAGAUAGCCAGGUCUCCAGCCGGGGGAAAGAAGCUGAAGCCCAACGCCAUCCCGACUCUGUUUAAUGUUGGAGAUCCUCCGUACGCUGCGAUCACUACUCCAUACAUCCUUCUGCCACUGAAACCUGAACCAGUAGAGAAGGAGCUGAAUUUCGGGGACCAUGGGUAUGCCAGACGCACCCCUCUGCCCGGCCUGGAGGAGGAGGACACGGACCGGACAGCUGAAGAACAGCAGCCCUGUACACAGUGUCAGGUCCUUAAGAAGCAGCUGGAGCAGGAGAUGCAGCACACUGCCAGACUACAAAAAGAGGCAGAGGAGAUGAAGAAGCGUCUGUAUCGGCUCGACCGGAUCGAGAAGGGCCUCCAGAACUUUCUGUUUGAGGACCAGAUUCGCGCCCUUUCCCUCACCAAGCGCUCCCGACGUGCCGUCUGGUCUCCAGAGACCAUCAUGAAGGCCCGGAAGAUCCGCUGCGCUGUCGGCACCAAGGGUUACGAGUAUCUGAGAGAGCUGGGAUACCCGUUACCCUCCUACAGGACCUUGUGUAACCGCCUGGAGACUAAGAUCAUGGUGACGACAGACAUGAGCUGCGAAGAGCUGGCAGAGCUGGGUCUGGGGCUCAUGGCCACCUGCGACAGUCCGACAGAAGUUGUCGGGGACAAUGAUGAGGAAGACCUGAUAGGUGUCUUGUCCUGAUCCUGGCAGUUUGCAUGACUCGCUGACUCUAACCGAGGGAAGAAUGUGCAAUGUGAAACGACUGCAGAUGGGAUGAAGAGGACGGGCAAAGUUUGGUUUAGAAUCUCAUCUACGAAGGACUUAAGCAUUGAUACAAAUGUACGCUUUGCCUGAGAGAGGUCAUCAGAUGACUGAUUAGAAAUGUCACAUGGUUGUGCUCGCAAUCUGCACCUUAGACACGGCUUCGCUGAGAUGCUGGGGCUAUAUGGUUUAUGCAUAUGGUUUCUCCUUCUUUGGAGAAGCUGAACGGUGUGCUUGUUCAACAUGUGAUGAAAUGUAGUCUGAAGAAAAAGUAGCCGACCACUGAGAGGGCGGGAUCGCUUAGGGAGUGCAGACAUAUAAUUUAUACACAGCCUGUUGAAUUUGCUGCUUCUGUUUAAGGUCAAAUGUCAAUAGCUUAAUAAAACAAGUGUUUCUCUGCAUUUACAUGCGCAGUAAAUCUCUGGUAGUAUUCAUAAUACAGAUGUGCUUAUAUCCCGUGUGUUGAGUAUUUUGAUAUUAUGAGAACUACUGUAGCAUGUAAACACAUUACGCAAUAAACUGUCCUGUGCUUUAUGUAAACUUUAUUUUUUUGGUCAAAUUCAGCCUAAAUAUUUGUCAUUUGAUGAUGUGUGUACAGCUGUAGCAAAAACUGGUAUGAAAUGUCAUUUAAAAGCUGUCUGCAGAAUUAAAUUUGAUGUCCUUAAUUGUCAUUUUGAUAAAAUGUUCAAAACACAAACCUUUGCAGUUUUUCAAUAACACAUUAUAGAAUUUAUUAUUAAGGAGCACUGUGUUCAGUCAACAAGGAGGUAGACCCUCCAUUGGUAAAUCACUAGUGUAAUUCUACACUAGAUUCAUUAUACAUUUCAGUUAGUUGGAUGUUUGCUCCGUCUUGAAGUGUUCAAAUUUGCAGUUCACUUGUAGUUACCACAAAAAAAGCUCAGGCAAACCACAGGAAGUCACAUGAUCUAUAUAUAUUAAAAACACUGGCACUGUGA